GGAAGUGAGCCAGUUGCGUCUUCAGUAUGGAGGGGUCCGUAGCAAACGGCGUGUCGGCGCCUUUACCUGGGCGAUGUGCUUUUUAUGUAGCAAAAAAGAAACGAUACUGCAAGAUGAUUGUUGGAAGUGGGAAAACCUUUUGCGGGGAGCAUGCAAAUGCUGGCGAAGAGAGUGAGAAAAAACGAAUACCCUGUCCUCUGGACCCCAAACACACUGUAUUUGAAGAUCAUUUGGCUAAACACCUGAAGAAAUGUAAUUCUAAGGAGAAACCAAAACCUAUUUAUUAUGUGAAGGACAUCAAUGCAGGUUCUGCAAAUGAAGAUGAACCCAUAGAGGAGAUAACGAUCGCUGAACGAUCCAAAAAGGAGCUGGAUGAGUUGAUUGUGAAACUCAAAACUGCACUGAAAGGACUAAAUACCAAACUCGUUGAAAACAUAAUCUCACAUUCUGCUCUACAUGAGCCUCUAAGUGACCCAAAGAAUGGAGAUUCUGCCUUUAAACACCUCAAGCAACAGGCUUCAAUUCUGGGAAACAUGGAGGUUUUAGAACUGCUCAGCCCAAACAGAUGCUACAUAGAGUUUGGAGCAGGGAAGGGAAAACUGUCCCACUGGAUUCACAUCGCUCUUAAAGCAGCUGAAAAUGUCAAUUUUUUACUCGUGGAAAGGUCCAGUACUCGCUUUAAGGUAGAUGGCAAGCACAAAAAUGCAGACUCAGCAUUUGAUAGGCUUCAGGUUGAUAUUCAGCACCUUGAUUUAUGUGACGAAGGUCCCUCUUCUGAGAAAAAAAGGACUUCCUAUUAUUGGUGUUGGGAAGCACCUGUGUGGUGCAGCAACAGAUCUGGCACUUCGGUGUUUAUUUGAGCAUAGCUGCACCGACAAAGAUGAUGAACCUCCAACAAAGCGCAUAAAACUCCAUCAGAAUGAGGGUGCUGGUGAUUU
Molecule: messenger RNA, 938 nt
Organism: Sinocyclocheilus rhinocerous
Lineage: Eukaryota; Metazoa; Chordata; Actinopteri; Cypriniformes; Cyprinidae
Gene: trmt13
Product: tRNA methyltransferase 13 homolog
Exons: 11
Coding region: 27-860 (277 amino acids)
Biological process (GO): tRNA methylation
Source: RefSeq, a predicted model, not a curated record